This is a messenger RNA of Oldenlandia corymbosa var. corymbosa, 2919 nucleotides long. The record is from the annotation of a GenBank genome assembly. NCBI's taxonomy places the organism in Eukaryota, Viridiplantae, Streptophyta, Magnoliopsida, Gentianales, Rubiaceae.
CCAUUUUCAGAGUCUUGCUAUUCAAUUUCAAUCCUUUAGAACCUUCUGUCUUCCCGAAACUCGAACCCAGAGGUUUAGCAACAAUGGCGUCAAACCCCGCCACAUUACUUCGUAAAUCUCCCUUGUUAUACCGUAUAGCUUGUUCUUCGCGCAAACCCACUCCACGCUUCAAAACUUCUCUUAGAAUUCCGAACCAGCUUUGUAUAAUUAGUGGGUUUAAAAGCCUCUUUCACUCAUGUUCAAGUUUGAAUUAUGGGUUUAAGGAAAUAUGUCAUCCUAAGAUUGGGUUUGGCAAUCUGGGUUCAGAUAGUUUUCGCCUGUUUUCUGUGACUGAUGGUGGUUCUGGCGGGGGAAGUAGUGGCACCGGUGGCGGUUCAGGUGGAGGAAAUUCUGGUAAUGAUGGUGGUGCUGCAGGGGAUGGAGGUGGCAAGAAAUGGUCAUUUCUAUCAUGGUACUUGUCACUUCUUGAGAACUAUCCUGUGUGGACUAAAGCAAUUACAUCUGCAUUAUUGACUUUCAUUGGAGAUUUAACCUGUCAGCUUGCAGUUGACCAAGUACCUUCAUUAGACUGGAAGAGGACAUUUCUGUUCACAUUUUUGGGGAUGGCCUUGGUGGGUCCAACAUUGCACUAUUGGUAUUUGUACUUGAGUAAAUUAGUGACAAAACCAGGAGCAUCUGGUGCUAUAUUACGCCUUCUUCUCGACCAGUUUUUGUUCUCGCCUAUCUUCAUUGGAACUUUCUUGUCUACUUUGGUGACAUUGGAGGGAAGGCCAGCACAAGUGAUCCCAAAGCUGAAACAGGAGUGGUUCUCUGCUGUUGUUGCUAACUGGCAGCUGUGGAUUCCUUUUCAGUUCCUCAACUUCCGAUUUGUGCCACAACAAUUUCAGGUUUGAAGGCAAAAAUAUUAAUUGAAUUCCGAGCAAUCUGGCUGACAAAUUUCUGUACGAUUGCUCUGCAUUUUGCUUGUGUGAAGUGAAGCAUAGGCUGUCUAUUUUGCAAGAAGGCUAACGUUGUUAAUGUAUGCAUUCACUUGACAAAGAAUAUUUGCUCGGCAUGAAUACUAUACUAUGAAUAUAAAAUUCCGGAAAAAAGAGAAACUUCAAAGUUUGAUUGAGAAAAUUUUGAUAACAUUGAUAGCGUCUUUUGAUUUGUUUUACUGCACAUAGCUAAACAAAGUUAUUUUCCUUAAUAAUUAGAGCAUUCCUAAGAAAAUUAAACGUCAGAUUGUGGUUUGAGUCUAAAACUGUACCAGGAUGCCAAGAUGUGAGAUAAUAUUGGUUUGAGAUAAUUUUGCUAUGCUCAUAAAGGAUGUUAACAUGCUUGCUGCCCUCGUUUGGUGAUGUAUUUGGACACAACCCCUGGGAUUGUUCAGUAUCAUGCACUGCUAGGUAUGCAGCUUGCAGACCUCUAAACUGUGUCAGUGUACAUGGACAUACUUUAAAGUAUUUUUGAUAACAAAAUGAGCAAUGCUCAUGUCAUGAGAUACAAUUGCGUCCCGAGGUUUUCAAAUUUCCUUGCUAUUUCCAUUUAGCCUUGAACAUGACAUAUAGAUUGCGGCAUACUUUAGAACAGUACACGAACCAUCAUAAUGGAAGUUGAAUAAUGGACUUGUGGGUCCCCAAGAUUGGGUUGUAGGUUUUAAAUCUCAAAAUUGAUGGAUUCAGAUUUUGUGUAGUUCUGUCAGGGUAUUCGUGAUCCAUGUCUUAAUGUAACAUGUCAAGUUGUUUGUUCACCCUCAAUGGUGAUGCUGAGCAGUGAUGUGUAAAUAUCAAAAGGCUGCUUGGCUUCUACGGAUAGAAAUGUAUUUAAGGUUUGCAAGUGAUCAUGUAUGGUUCUUAGAUAGAAUUCAUCUUCAUUCUCCUUUAUGAAAGUUUGUACUAUUUUGACCUGACAAUAAAUGAGGAAAACUGAGGACAUCGAGAGGUUUAAUAGAGUGAACUUAUCAUUUGUGGGAAUCGUCUAAAAUUGGCUGUACAUAGCUUGCAUUUUACUUAAUUGGUGUAAUGCGAUCAUUUUGCAUCAUACUGACGGAUAGCUGUCCAACUUCCAGCAAAGUUACUGCUUACAGCUUUUUACAGAUUUUAAAUAAGACUAAUUCCUGAGAUUUAGUGUACAUUCAUUUUCUUUCUUGCACUUUCUUUGUCAUAAUGAGUUUGUGUGAAAGGUAAUGUGGAAUGUGUAUCCCCCUUUUCUUUGUUAUUUUACUGCUGAUUGAACUUAGCUGUGGACAACAACAUCAGUUUUAUAUCUGGUAAAACUUUCUGUUUGUGCUCCUUAUGACAUAUUGGACAAUGUGCAUUUAUGACUGUACUUGCCGUUGCAGGUCCUUGCUGCCAACUUUAUAGCUCUGAUAUGGAACGUGAUUCUCUCAUAUAAAGCUCAUAAAGAAGUUCUUGCAAACUAGGUAUCUCAAAAAUAGGUCUCUCUUUGCUUUGUUAUAUUGGAGAUCUACUCUAUCACAAGAAUUUCUCCUGGUACUAGAAUUGCACAAAGAACUAGGCAAGUGGAACUUGCUUGUUCCCACUAUUUUGGUGAAGACGAGCUGUUUGUUUUUUCUAGCUUAGGCAAAUGAUGACUAGGUCUCACGUUGGAAUGUUUAUGGGAUUGAGAUUAGUUAACUUGCUUACUUCCGUAGAGCAAAUGAUAUUUUCAGUUUUGCAUCACUUGAAUUUUACCCUGUGAAAUGACUUCAAUUAACUCUGAUUGUUGAUUAAGGACAAGGAAGCCCUAUUAUUCUGCUCCGCAGUUCUGCGGUUCACAUAAGUACCGCUUCCGAUGAUUCUGUUCAUGUUCUGAAAUCACAACUUAAUCAGUCAUAACCCAAAACAAAAGAAAAGGAAACCCGAAAAAGGAUUAGUAGUACAAAGUGUUUGCAAAAGUUUUAGAAGCGAACGAUUUGUUGGUUAUUAUUAGUAAAAG